AUGGCAUGGGGUCUACCAAAACUCCCUGGGUUAAUAUUCUCUGAUCCGACGAAGUCACAACACCACAUACGCAGUUCGCUUCGGUAUUACCAAGGACAUAGGUUUCCGGACACCAUCAUACGAGGACCUGGCGGAACCGCUACUGAUGUGGAUAGUAACGCGUUUGCUUUGCCUGAUGAUUCCGUCAAUUACGAUCCUUCCCUAACGUACGGACGAGUGAAGCAGCCAGCUCUACCUGCGGUGAUACCGCACUGGGUACACUACGACAAGAGGUGCUUGAACUUUACGGCGUUCUUUAAACAAACAGUCUAUGACAAUCCAGAUGAAAACUACCGCGUUCGUGUUGUAAACAUUAUUUACUUUCUUGAAGAUGACACGAUGACUGUAAUGGAGCCUCGAGUUAAGAACUCUGGAUUAUGGCAAGGGAGGUUAGUAAAACGGGGGAAGAUACCAAAGAAUGACCUCGGUGAGUUUUGGCAUUGGAAAGAUCUGGAUAUUGGCAAGGACAUUUGUAUGUACGGAAAAGUAUUUCAUACGGUCUCCUGCGACCUUUUUACGAAGGAGUGGCUCGAAUCACAAGGUAUAGAGCUAUCAAAGGAGGAGGAGUUACCAGUAGAUGCGUAUACUGAGAAGGAACGCUGGAAGUCCGUACAACCUCCUAAGAGGAGUAAACCUCACGACGAUGCAUUGAGAAGAUUUCUGGAAUACGAGGGAAAAGUAUUAGCCUUCAAUGUGGUGUGGGAUAACAGAGACGUUGAAUAUGGAGAACUCACUGAAUACAAAAUGUUCUACUUUUUGCAGGACGAUACCAUCGCUAUUAAGGAGUUGCACGAUGGAAGGGGGGGAAAAGAUCCAUUCCCUUUGCUACUUAAGAAGAAAAAAUUACCAAAAAAGUGGAAAGAAAGACCAGUGUCAUUCCCAUCGAUUGCGAUGGAAACAACAGAAGAGGAGAUAACCGAGUUCUACGCGCCGAGGGACCUUAUUGUUGGAGAAACGAUUUUCGUUCUCGGCCGCCGUUUUCUUAUAUUUGAUUGUGAUAGCUUCACCAGAAAAUAUUACAGGACAAUGCUGAACAUAGAACAACCACCGCGCAUUGAGGUCCAUCAUGAAAAGAAGAAAGAGUUUCCUAAGAGUAUUCCGCCUCAUAUUGGUAUCGGCACUCCCGAAGACACCUUGCAGUCCUGUUACGGUUUAAUUCCAAAACCUCCACACAAAGACAUUAUCAAGUACAACCUCAAUGCUAAUAAGUAUUUGCGUUACCUCUGCGAGCUGGACUGGAUUCACCCAGAGGACAAAGACCGUAAGUUUGUCCUGUCCUACAGCCUCGCUGAUGGUACUGUGAAGAUAGGAGAAAUACCACGUCGCAAUUCAGGCAUUCGCGAAGGAAAAUUUUUGAGUGCGAUGCGCUUACAAACACCAGAAUCAGAUCCUAACUUUCCGACAUACUUCACACCAGAAAGAUUUUACAUUGGUGCAACAGUCCCCGUCUUCAAGCAUCGUUUUAAAAUAAUCGGUUGCGACCUCUUCGUGUACCGCUACAUGACUGCCAACCCUGAGAAGUUUCCGCAAGAAGUUAUUGAUAAUGUUCGCAACUAUCACAUGAGAGAAGGCAAUUUGAAAGAUGAACUCGAGGAUGCAGUUCGAGAGGAACAAGCAGAAGAGAUGAGAGCGCAUUUGGCGAAGAUUGGGCAAGCGGCGGUAGCGGAACCGAACGCCAUGGAGCGGUGUCUCACCGCGCUAGACGUGGUGGAAGGGAGCGCAGCGCCGCCACGUCCUCCCACACCGCCCAUGACCACGGACCGUAUCUCUUAUGACGACUCCCUGCGUAUGGUUAGACAGAGUAAGGCAACAUGCGACAACGUAGUACCGUUGAAGGGUAUACUCAAAUCGGGGGCCGCUCGAGAUGAUCAUCAGAAGGUUGUCUGCUUCAGUGGACCGGCUGUCGAAGAACGACGCGAGCCCGCUAAACACUCGACGUAUCCCCCAGGACAACAACCACAUUAUAAUGAAGAUAAGGACUUCUGCGAUAAAUUUAAGGAUGCAGACGCAAUGGAACGUGCGGAACGCCGCGCUGGAGAUUUAUGCCCGUACGAAAUCGUUCCGAGCGAACAAGUACAAAACGCAACGGGCGAUGAAGCCCCGGCGAAACCUCAUUUGCCGGGAUACCUUGGCUCGUACGGCGUCGAUUGUAAAGAGGUACCCGAUUAUAUGCGUUUACAACCGGACGCCUACGAUAAGGUCAAAAAUCUUCGUCGUGAGGUGCCGCUAAUUUCGCCAGCUGCAGUACGAGUCUCCGCCUAUCCGCAAGAGGCAAUGCCUCCCCUGGACGCCUGCAAUGAACCUUUAAAUGAAAAACCGUGUGAGACAAGGACAGAAGAUGUUUCCUUCUCUUGCCCGCACGUAGAACCAGGGUUGCCAUUCUGCGAUCCUGAUAAACGUGGCCAGUAGAUUAAUGGUGAUUCAAGAUUACAUUCACUGCCAUUUUUUUAAAUAAAUGUUCUGAUGUUGUGA
Melitaea cinxia (Glanville fritillary) is the source of this 2511-nucleotide messenger RNA. RefSeq names its product EF-hand domain-containing protein 1-like. Gene Ontology annotation, molecular function: alpha-tubulin binding. Gene Ontology annotation, cellular component: axoneme; mitotic spindle. Bases 1 to 2448 code for a protein of 815 amino acids. The transcript has 15 exons. Lineage: Eukaryota; Metazoa; Arthropoda; Insecta; Lepidoptera; Nymphalidae. The record is from RefSeq and is a predicted model, not a curated record. Gene Ontology annotation, biological process: mitotic cytokinesis; cilium-dependent cell motility; mitotic spindle organization.